CGCGGGGCUAACCAUCCGUCGACUUCGGCCGUAUUUACGCGCCCUGCCACUGGGCUGCCCCUCGUCUUCUUCUUGCUCCUGCGGCCCCUCCACCCCGCCUCCCCCCGCUUCGCUCGCGUCAUUAAUGCGGCGGCGGCGGCGGUGCUGGUAAAUACCGGGAGGGGACUGGAGCGUGGCGGUGCCGGUGCCUAAAGGCUGUGCCGCUUUUCGUCUCCUCGUCGUCGUCGUCGGCGGCGGUGGACGGCUUCGGGGUGGCAGGGACGUAGUGAUUCAGCCGUCUGCAGUCCUACAACCAGCCUGUGGAGUUGAUUGGAAGCCUUGCAAGAUGAUUGAGGGGAGGCGGCAUUCGGUUGAUAUCCCGAUCUCGAGGGCUCUGGUCGCCGUCAUGAGGUCCAGAUCUCUGAGGGACCCAGACACCAACUCGCUGGCCAAGUUCUCGGCCAAGAAGACCAUCUGGGAGGGGUGUUCCCUCGAGGAAGAUGACGUGGAGGCAAGCAAUUACGGCAGGCACAGCUUCAGCUACAACAUGUAUGAUCAUGUCCAGAGGAGGAGGGAGGAGUUUGGCGGCCGCCUCGCCAACUCUCCGAUCAACAUAAUCAAGGCCAACGCGCGGGUGAAGGCGGCGCUUCAUAACCAGAACUGCUGCUCUGCGAUCCCUGGGAUGUCGAGAGCUGCCAAGGACAGGGCUUUCUCUCUGGUGAUUGAAGGGGAAGAGCUCGGUCGGAGUGAGCCCCAGGAAGGCGCGAGAAGCUUGCUCCAGAAGUACCGGCCAAAGUCCUUCUCUGAGCUGGCUGGACAGGAUGUUGUUGCACAGUCUCUUUCAAAUGCCGUUUCUCAAGGAAAGCUUGCUCCAAUCUAUCUCCUCCAUGGUCCGCAUGGCAUUGGCAAGACAUCCGCGGCUAGGGUAUUUGCAGCGGCGCUGAAUUGCCUCUCUCCAGGUGGGAACCAGCCCUGUGGGCACUGCGAGGAAUGCGUGGCCAUAUUCUCAGGAAACAGCAGCAGUGUGGUAGAGGUUGAUGCUUCCAAACUGGAUUGCAAAUCUAGAGUUGCUGUCUUGCUCAGGAAUGCCUGUGAAGUUCCUGCUUCUUCACACUUCAAGGUACUUAUUGUAGAUGAUUGCCAACAUAUGGAUAAGGAGGGCUGGUACUCCAUCUACAGUAGCCUUGAAGGGAUCCCUGCAAGCUCAAUAUUUGUCAUGAUAACAUCCGACAUUGAUAAACUACCAAGCAACUCUGCUGGAUGGUGCCAGAGCUAUAGGUUUUGCAAGAUAGACGAUGCAGAGAUUGUCCGCCGAUUGAGCAAGAUUUGCACAAAAGAAGGAAUGGAGUUCGAAGCCGAAGCGCUGGAGCUUCUUGCUCGCAAGGCAAGUGGUUCCAUUCGGGAUGCAGUUCAAAUGCUUGACCAACUAACUCUGCUCGGAAAAAGGAUCAGCAAAUCAGUGACAUACGACCUAAUAGGUGAUGUCUCAGAUGAAGAGUUGCUUGAUCUUCUUAAUCUGUCUAUGUCAUCAGAUGCUGCUACCAUUGUCCGGAGGGCUAGGGAGCUUUUGAGUUCAAAGGUCGAUCCCAUGCAGCUAUUGGCUCAGCUUGCAAAUCUUAUCAUGGAUAUUUUAGCUGCGAAGCACCCCUCAGAUUCUUCAGAAGUUAGGAAAGUUACUGGCAAAAAUACAUCUGCUGAGGUGGACGUGCACAAACUUAGGAAUGCGCUGGAAAUACUUUCUGAAACCGAAAAGCAAUUGAAAACCACAAAGAACCAGUCCACUUGGCUCACCGCCGCUCUGUUACAGUUCAAUAUGAGAGAGCCUUACUGCCUAGAAGCCCUAGAUGAUACUGCAGUUUCAAGCAUGUUCACAGAGAGUCAAACAGACGACGGGGCUGCUGCCCUGAAAGAUGAAAGCUUAGAGACCAGUUCUCAUCUGUGCUACCAGAACAAACUCGGAUGUCUGGAUAUGAAUUUAGGAGAUCCAGAUGUACUGGAGACGAUAUGGAUGAAGGCUCUUGAAAACUGCACAUCUAAGUCACUUCAUAAUCUGCUGCAGAAAGAUGGAAAGUUGUCAUCCCUGUACACAACCCAAGGUGUGGCCGUCGCUGAGUUACAAUUCUGUCAUCCUGAGGAGGUACCAACAUCAGAGAGCUUCUGGAUGCCACUUGUGGUUUCUCUGCAGAAUUUGCUCAAGUGCAACGUGGACAUUAGGAUCAAUCUUUCUCCAAUCUCCAUCAGCAAUAGGAUUGUAUCCAAGAAUUCGUCGGUCAGCCUGGUCAUGCAAUCCAGAGAAGGUCAACAGGCGCAGAAUCCAGUCACCACGGACUGCAGAACCGUAGCUUCAUCCAGAAGGGAGUGCCCUUCGCCACCGCUCCCAGGACAACAACCCAAGGAGAAAGCAUCUCACAUCCUGGGAUGCCUUCAUGGUGCAGAUAGCGAUGCGGGAGAUGCGGAGUCGAGGAUCCUGAGCUACCAGAAAAUCUCUGUCAUUCCUGAAGCAUCCACUACAGGGAAUGUCGCCUCGAGAGCUGGAGAGCGCACGCCAAUGGUCGACGAAGUCAAAGGUCGUCGCCGCGGUGGCUGUUUCUCUGAGAUUCUACCGUGUGGUGCGUGUGCCCCCUCUCGGAAGUCCCAGCCGCACGACAAGCACAGGGCUCCGCGGCCUCGCAAGGGACUCUUCAGCUGCUGUUUCUGCAAGAUCAGGCCGGACUGCAGAACGAAAGCUGACGCUGUGUACAGGUCUGAAACCCAGGAGGUGUUCCAUGGGUAGCGAGCAUGUUGUAGCUUAAGUUAGGAGAGAUGAGCACCGUUGAAACAAGGCUGAUAAUGUUCUAUCAUUUUGGUACGGAUGUGGGUAGCCAAAUUCCAUUGGAAGUUAGAUCAAUUUAGGCGAGUCUUUGAACUGCAGCCUGCUCCUGAGUUCUGACUCUAGAUGUGCAUCGUAGAUGUCAGAGUACAGUCCAAUAGGUCUUCUAAACUCUACUGGUAGCGCAAUGAUAUAAUCCAUCAGAAAACACCCUUUUGUUGCGUUCCUGA
Molecule: messenger RNA, 3018 nt
Organism: Triticum urartu
Lineage: Eukaryota; Viridiplantae; Streptophyta; Magnoliopsida; Poales; Poaceae
Product: protein STICHEL-like 2
Biological process (GO): DNA-templated DNA replication; DNA repair
Cellular component (GO): DNA replication factor C complex; DNA polymerase III complex
Molecular function (GO): DNA-directed DNA polymerase activity; DNA binding; ATP hydrolysis activity
Source: RefSeq, a predicted model, not a curated record